This is a messenger RNA of Drosophila innubila, 747 nucleotides long. RefSeq names its product odorant receptor 65a-like. Gene Ontology annotation, biological process: sensory perception of smell; detection of chemical stimulus involved in sensory perception of smell. Gene Ontology annotation, cellular component: plasma membrane. Bases 1 to 747 code for a protein of 248 amino acids. NCBI's taxonomy places the organism in Eukaryota, Metazoa, Arthropoda, Insecta, Diptera, Drosophilidae. The record is from RefSeq and is a predicted model, not a curated record. The transcript is spliced from 3 exons. Gene Ontology annotation, molecular function: odorant binding; olfactory receptor activity.
AUGUUCGAUAGUUUGGCCCUAUCACAGCCGCUUUGGACCAAACAAAAAUUGCCCUUUCAUGCCAUAUAUCCUUUUAACUGGCACGAUCCGGAGAAACAUCCAUUGGCUUACAUUAUCGUUUACAUCUGGCAAUGUUUUGUGCUCACCUACAAUUUGACUUGUGUUCUGUAUAUAGAUUCAUUAUGCGUUCACAUCUUUCUUCAGCUCGGCUGCAAUCUAAAGAUCCUGUGCCUGGAACUUCAAAGUUUAUGCCAGUUGAGUCGCAAGAACGAACAAGUCUUUCGUCAGGAACUUUACAGAUUGAUUGAAUUUCAUCAGCGAAUUAUCAGUCUUGUUGAUCGUACCAAUAGAGUCUUCUAUGCCCCAAUGAUAAUGCAGAUGAUUGCCUCUUUUCUCAUGAUUUCCUUGUCGACAUUCGUGUCCCUUGUCGCCCGUCAUGAACCCUCGGUGGCAGCCAGAUUUGUCAUAUUUAUGGUGUUAUCAUUCUUGCACCUAUCCUACUGGUGCAUUGCCGGUGAUAUGGUCACCGAGCAUUCACAGAAAGUAGCCCACGCUGCCUACGAGGUCUACGAAUGGUUACCCUAUAAACCGGAAGUCCAGCGGGAUGUCAUGUUCGUCAUUCAACGGGCACAAUUGCCACUCAGCAUGGUCGCCAGUCCUUUUCCGCCCUUUAAUCUCUUCAGUUAUAUGUCAAUACUCAAACAAUGUUAUACCAUUUUGACGGUACUGCUGGAGAGCCUGGAUUAA